UCCACGGGCAGCCGAGCGUGUGCUCUCUGCCUGGGGGCCGAGUUCUGAAGGAACUGUUGGAGCUGAAGGUUUUGUGGUGGGCAAAGGCUCUGUGUGAGACCCCAGGGUGGCCUCACCGGCUCCUUCAAUGACCUCAGAAGUCUGAGCAGCGGCCUGCACGCUUGCUUUGCUUCGCUCCACCAUGGAUGAGACCCAGGAGCCGCUGGCCAUGACCGUACACCUCCUGGCUGACUCUGGGCAUGGCUCGCUUCUGCAGCAGGCUCUGGACCAGCUCCUGGAUGGCAUCUGCCCAGGGAUGCGCCUCUUCCUGGUGUCAGAGCGCGUCCGACCAGUGAAAUACUAUGAGAGGUACCCCUCGAGGCGGUCCCGGUUCCCGGGGAUGUCGGUGCUGCUCUUCCUGCAUGAAAGCCGUGGAGAGGAGCGGCUGCUCCGCGUUCUGGACUCCCUGCAGCGUCCACCCUGGCACUGCUACCCUACGCAGGAUGUGCAGGGGAGACUUCGUCCCUACCUUCUUGCAAAUCAGGAGUUCUACAGCUUGGACAACCAGAUGCCUGUCUGGGGCGUCAGGCAGGUGCACUGUGGCACCGAGAUCCUGAGGGUGACGCUGUACUGCAGUUUUGACAACUACGAGGAUGCCAUCAGACUCUAUGAGAUGAUCCUGCAGAGAGAGGCCACUUUACAAAAGAGCCACUUCUGCUUCUUUGUGCUCUACACCACUGACAACUUGGYUCUGCAGCUCUCCCUGAAGCAGCUGCCCCUGGGAACUUCAGUGGACCCCAAAGAGUCUUGCGUGCUGCAGUUCAAGGUUCAAGAGAUCGGCCAGCUGGUGCCUCUUCUACCCAACCCCUGUGUUCCCAUCAGCAGCACCAGGUGGCAGACGCAGGACUAUGAUGGUAACAAGAUUCUGCUGCAGGUCCAGUUGAAUCCAGAACCUGGUGUUAGGAACCGCGAACUUUCUUUUCUGAAUGGCACCUUGGGUUCUGGCUUGCUCCAUCAGAGCUCCAGGCUGACCCCUGUCCCUGCACAGAGAACCCUAGAACCCAGGAGCCGGAGGAUCCGGGGCAGGAGGUUCAAGGUGCGUUCUCUGGAGUUCCCUGAGCCCAGUAGGGCAUCAGACAGCUCUAGCGUCACUUCAUGGAAAAGCCCUGGUUGGUCAUCCCCCGCCAGCAGCUCUGUCACAAGCACCCAGCUGCAUCCUCCACUUGAGCCCAGGGUCAGAAUGAAGGUCCUCCGGGAAAACAGCCUUCAGGAGCUGGAGGCCGAGACCAAUGUUGACACGGGCUUCACCAUCAUCAGUUCUGAGCCGAGGCCAUCUUUUCUGAGCAGAUUUCCAAGGGAUUUGUGGAUUACCCAGCCACCAUCCUGCUUGCCAGACUCUUCUUUAGAGGGGGCUACCUCUAAAAACAAGGGCAUUCUUAGGGAAAGAAUCCAUCCCUUGUCACUUGCUAGCCAAGGGGACUCUGAUACAAGGAAGAUAAUCUCAAGAUGUUCCCUUCAUCUGCCAGUCCAAGGAGGAGAAAAAGAAGAAGAAUUCUUUAUAUAGCAUAAAACAAAUGUGUUGUUUAAAAAUACAAAAUCAGAUAGAACGUUCUAGAAAUGGAUCACUGACCCAGAAUCCUCUUGUUUCUUGUUCAUCUGAGGGCACCUGCAUGCUAUGCACAUACAGAUCUGUAUUGCUUUCAUUUCAAAUGUUCAACUUCUGCAGGUUUCAGGAGUGAUUGUUGGUCUGCUGUCCCAGUCAUAAAGGAACACAGACAAGUACAGGGAGAUAGCUGGAUGCUCAUGAUCCCUGGAGGCUCACUGACCCAACUGCCUGUGUUGAGUUCAGCAUUUACCAGGAUAACUGCAUUGUAGGCAAAUGAAUCGGAAAUGUUAUGCAAAGCUGAUUAGUGUAUGUAAUUUGGUUUUAAUUUUUUCUUGGGUUACAUAGCUCAUCUCUCUGGACAGCAUGGACUAUUUAUUCUUUAGUGCUUUUUAAUUUUUAUGUGACCUCCUUUGGUAACUAGGCCCUUGUUCACCACAUACCCUCUUGUGAUUUUGCCUUUAAAGUUAUUUGCAUCUGGAAUGAGUGAAUAUGCAAAGUAUUUUGAAAAUUACAAGCAACAUUCCCCCCCCCCUCUUUAAUGAGCAGAAACCCUGGAAGUUAGAAAAAUCAGGUUAAAAAUUAAUGCUAGAUGCUAAGGUUUUCCUGGUCUUUGGAGUAUCAUUUGUUUUUGCCCUACUCUGAAGAGGCCAGCUGCUUGUUUUUUUUUUUUAAACAAACCAAGGAAGACAUAGGAUUAUUGGAUAAUUUGAGAUCUCCAUGGAGCAAGGUGGGAAGAUUGGAUUGGCUGGGUCACUGGAGCAGAACUUUGUUGUUUCUGGCCAUUUUUUAAUCCUCAAAGUCCUUUAUGAUACACAUCAUUCAUUUAUAUAUUCACUCCACAAAUAUUUAUUGAACACUGUGUUUGAAUAAGACGUCAUGUAUCUGGUACAUACACAUUCUGUGACCAUCAAGCCCCCAAAGUGGUUAUGAUUUUGCAAUGAUGAUAAACCCAUUCUACCAGCUGUUAGAAAGAUGUUGAUAUCCAAACCUGUUCCUCCAAGAGCUUCUCUCACAAUCGAGACACACACUUGCCACACAAAUUUGUAGUAAGUAUUCGCAACUUGCGGAUGGAGACUGGGCAUAUUGUGAAUUGCAAUUAUAAUUCCAAGGGAAAAGCUCUCCAUUGCUUAUGUGCUGGGUUAUUUGUGUUAAGGUUUGUGCACAUGUCUAAAAAAAAUCUGGGAUUUUGUAUUUUAGUUAAUUUAUAGGGUUAUUUGGCUCUAUGAACUUCAUUUUCCAGGAUGGAUAUUACAUAAGAAUAUAAAUAUUGAUUUUUUUUUUCAGUGCAGGAUAUCAAACCCAGGUCCUUGCCCAUGCAAGGCAAGCACUCUAUCACUGAGCUCCAUCCCCAGGCCUGAGCUGGAUCUUUUAAAGUCCUGGAAACUCAGUACACCCAACUUGAGAGAAAGAUGAGCUCAGGCCUAACCCCAAAAAACAGUAGAAGCCAGGUCAGUUGAUAAUGGACAAAAAUAAGACUUUUAAAUGGACUUUUUCUGUCUUUAAGGCAUCAGUGUACCUCCUCAUUCUCAUGAUGUCUCUUCUCCAGAUUAAAAUUUUAUCUUAGAAAAUAGAAUGAAGAACUUCAUUUUGGUAUUGAUGUAUCAUGAGUUUUCUUUUUUUCUUUUGAAAGUCUUAUACUAGUUGAGCUAUUGAGCUACCAUGAGAAACAUAGCAGGGAGAAGUUUUAAAACUUCCUUCCCACUUUUUUCCCCCCUGAAAUUAUUUAAAUUUCUUUAAUAUAAUACAUGGGCAAGAAUAUAAAUACAUGGAAAUGAUAAAGAAUAUUUAGAAAUUUGAAUGGGUACCUAACAAAAUUGGCUUGUAAAAUAAUAAAUUCUUAAGAUAACAUCUACUCUAUUCUGCUCAGUGUAGGAUCUAAUUUAUGGAAAGAUGGGGAUGGAAAUACCAGUAGAUCAGGUUGCAGAUGAGCAGAUUUUAAAUUUCCUAUUUAUGUGACCUUGAACAUGUCAGGUUCAUUGAUCUUUUAGUGCUUUAUCUAUUGUAACAAAAGCUGUUUGGAGAAUUGAGAUGAUGUAUAUGAAAGCAUUAAGAUGUCAGUAGCCCCUAUAAAUGUGUUUUUUUGCUAUUAUAUUAUAUUUUAUAUUAUAUCGUAUAUGAUAUUAUUAAUACAAUCGAUUGGUCCUUUAUACCCACAGUUUAAAAAUCUCAUAAGAACAAUUUUUUUAAGUCAAGCAGUUUUUAGUAAAAUCAAUGAGUCAAUAAAAAGGAAAUUUACCUUU
Molecule: messenger RNA, 3825 nt
Organism: Urocitellus parryii (Arctic ground squirrel)
Lineage: Eukaryota; Metazoa; Chordata; Mammalia; Rodentia; Sciuridae
Gene: Fam124b
Product: family with sequence similarity 124 member B
Cellular component (GO): nucleoplasm
Source: RefSeq, a predicted model, not a curated record